CGCCAUUUUUGUAUGACGUCAUCAUUUCUCCAUCGGAAACAAGCAGCUAAAACAAGUAAAAAGGGAAUUCGCUUUGAUGAUUUUUGAUGUCUACUGUGCCCCAGGAGUAUGUUUAUUUCACUUUGAUAACAGGUAUCGACACGUGUUUGAAUGUCAACAGACUGAUUAUGAAGCAUUGUGGAUAUGAUUUUGACCGACGAAUAUGGUGGGACAGUUUGUGUAACAGAAGGCGUGAAGACGAAAAAAGAAAAGAAAAUGCAUCAUAAAGUCCAAGAAUGAAAUGUCUUUACCACUUCGUUAAUGUUCCACGUGUAACCAUAGCUACUUCGGAGAUGUGUAUUUGUGAACUAGAAGUGUAUGGUCAGGUCAUCGUCACAGUUUAAUUCCACAGAAGUCAACUUCAGUUUAGAUUAUUUAAAAGUCAUCACGUGAACUUGUUCUGAUCUCACUCUAAAAGGAAAUAAUACUAGAAGCAUAUGGUCAGGACAUCAUCACAAUUUAAUGUUUCUAAAGAAGAAGUUGUCCAUGAUUUGAGUUGAGUUUCUUUAAAUGACAUCACGUGAACUUGUUGUUCCUUACUCUAAAAGGAAGUAAUACUAGUAGUGUAUGGUCAGGACAUCAUCGCAGUUUAAUGUUUCUAGCAAACACGUUUUCCAUGACUUGAGUUUAGUUUCUUUAAAUUACAUCGUGGACGUCCUCACUCUUAAAAGACAGGAAUACACUGGCACACAGAUGCAGUUUAAUCCUUCCAAAUCCACAAGUUGUUGGGACUUGAUUUUAGUUUAUUUAAAUGACAUCAAGUGAACCUGUUGCAUACUCACUUUAACAAGAAAGACUACAAGUUGUCUGUGAUGCGUUUAGUUUAGUUAAUUGCCAUCAAGUGGAUCUGUUUAGUCCUCAUUCUAAAAGGAAUACUAGUCGCAGCUUAAUCCUUAUAAAGCCAACAAGCUGUGAUUAGAGUUUACUUUAUUUAAAUGACAUUCAGUGGACUCUUAAAAAUCAGUCAUAAAGAGAUAUGAACAACACGUCGACGCCGUGCGAUGAUGAACUGCCUGGCACUAGAUACAGUAUUGCCGCCAUCAUCGUCCUUUGUCUGUUGGCUGUGCUGGGCAUGGCCGUAAAUAUGAUCCUCAUCCUCGCCAUCAUCGCCUGCAAGCGACUCCGGAACCUGCCCAACCUGUUUGUGCUGUCUCGUGCCGUCGCUGACCUCGGCGUGUGUGUACUGGUGAUGCCGUUCGGUAUUUACAAAUACCACCACUACAGCAGAUGGGUGCUGGGGCAUCAGCUGUGUCUGGUGUUCGGCAGCAUCACCGUGAUGCUGUUCUUGGCGUCCAUCCUUCACAUCCUCAUGAUAGCCGUGCACCGUUACAUCGUCAUCUGUCACCCCACCUACCAGAAGCAUAUGGGCCUUGCCCGGGUGCUAAUCAUGCUGUCCAUCUGCUGGCUUAUCCCCUUGUGUUUCUCUUUCCCGCCCAUCAUGAACGAGUGGCACGCAAUAGGCUUGAGCAAAACAAUCCCCUGUUUCUCGUUCAGAAAGCGGUGCCUGAUUAUGUUCAACAUGACAUACGCGAUUAUUUGCGGCCUCAUCAUGUACUACAUCCCUGCCGGUAUCAUGGUGUUCUGUCACAUGAAGCUGCGUUUUGGUCGCCCUCGCCGGUUAAGCAUCAUUUCCACGGACCAGAACGAUGUCGUCAUGGUACGCACGCUCAGCAUCCUCAUGGCGUGUUUCGGCCUGUGCUGGACGCCAGAAUUUGUUGGCCGGACAAUCGAUCCUCUGCUCGGCUACGUGGCACCGUCGGAUCUCUGGGUCGGCUUCUACUUCCUGGGUUGCUUUAACUCGGUGGUCAACCCGUUCGUCUACUACCUGUCGAGCAGCAACUUCAGGUACAACAUCCACAAGCUCAUCAUGUGCCAGAUAUGCUGCAGCCGCGACGACGGUGUCCUCCAGAUGAAUGAGCAGGAGGCGGAGGCGUCUGAUAUGAUAGAGCCGGAUUCGAUGGAGCCGGAUUCGACGAUAUUGCCGGCACAACCAAUAGUGAUGAUGACACUGCCAACAGACAUGCCGAAAGAAACGACACUACCGACUGAGACAGUAAAAAUGCCAAAUGCGACGACGACGACUGCGAAGUGAUGAAAGUUGUGCCGGUCAGAGUUCAAGAUGAAGUCUUCAAAUGGAGGACAAAAUCUGUGUGUUUUUCAGUGUUCCUACACAGACUCUGUGCAGGUCAGGCUACCUAACAAAGUACCACACCAGUUUAAUAACAGAGAUACAUGUCGCCUUCAAACAGUGAAUGUUAAUUCUGGUUUAAAAAAAAAAAAACACCUAAGUUUCUUGCUUAAAAUAUUCAAUCCAGUGACACCAUAAUGUGAACAGAAGCUAAAGACUAUAGACCCAUAUUUUCGAAGCUAUCUUAGCGCUACGAUAUCGUAAAACCGUUGUAGGUUAUGGCGAGAGUCGUAGUGUCGUCAUAGCUUGCAAUGGUUUUACAUCAUAGCACUAAGAAAUCGUAGAAGAUCUGUAGCCUUGUCUUGAUGUGAUGCGCUCUGAAAUGUUGAUUAUUGUUUUGUUAAGUAGUUACCACAAAUACAUCCUACAGUUUGUGACAAGUGUGCGACACUUGACCUGAGUGUGAACAUAGGUAUCUCAGUGUGAACAUAGGUAUUUUCCAGUGUUCGACAACUAUUUGAUAAAAAUCACUAGCCCUCACAGAAGCUUGCACUAGUGUCCUAUGUAUUAUAGUAAUAGAGUUGGUAAUUUUCACUAGUCCAGAUCAAAACGUCACUAGCGGAACGGAGGCCAAGUGGAUUAGCUGAACCUUGAAUCCAUGAUUUAUCUCAGAUAAGAUUUGAAUAUUUUAGGUUGUUGAAUGCUGAACAAAAAUAAAUACCAAAUACUGUACUGAACCGCUUUAAAAACGCAACACUCACUGUUGUACAAAACAUUUCAUAUUUCAUUUAAUGAACAUCUUAAAAUCAAUUGCAAUUCAUAACUGACCACCAAAUGAUGACUUACUAUCACUAAAGUUGUAGUGUGCAAGCCCGUUGGUUUACGCAUGCGCGGUAAUAUUUCUCUUUUAACGUCUCGGGUUUCAUUAUGGCCGCUACGCGAUUACAUGAAUGUGUUGCAUCUUCUACGUAUCAACGGAAUGCGCGUCGGAUUGCGGGCUGUCGAAGAAUUACCAGACUGGUACGUUGGUCUGGUGUUUGUAACAACUGCUAGUGAUGUCCCUCGACUUGUCCGGCAGUGGAAGCUGAGCUCAAGAAAUGAUUUCUCAGAUGCUGAUACUAGUAACAAAUUAGACCUACCUGUGAUGUCCCUUGACUAUUUGGUAGUGGAAGCUGAACUCAGGAAAAUAUUUCUCAAAUCCUGCGUCCUUUUAAACUUGUUCUUGUGUUAGGCUGGCCAGGUCUUAGGCGAUCUUUGGCUACCCCAAUCUCUUUACAAGUCUCAAAACAGUUGAGGGGCGGGAUAUAGCCAACUGGUAUAACACUCGCUUGAUGUGAGGUCAGUUUCAUAUUGAUCCCCGUCAGUGGGCCCAUUGGGCGAUUUCUCGUCCCAACUGGUAUAUCAAAUUUCGCGUCAUGUGCCAUCAUAUUUGUGGGAUGGUGCAUAUGAAACAUCCCUUUCUACUAAUGGCAAAAUGUAGCAGGUUUCCUCUUAAAGAGUAUAUGUCAAAGUUACCUAAUGUCUCACAUCCAAUAGCCGAUGAUUAAUAAAACAAUGUGCUCUAGUUGUGUUGUUAAACAAAAGAAACAAAACAGUUAAUGGGUGACACCAGAAAUCUAGCUACCUGAUGUGUUGAUAAGUUGACAUGCAACAUACCAACGACCCAAACGCCUUAUUCCAUUAAUUGUCAGCAAGCCUAGCUAUUCUGAUAAACAUUUAAUUGUGUGUCCCAUGGGUAUCAUCAUAAAAACAAUUAUGAUAAAAAUUCGUGCGUGAUAUAUUUGUAUGGACCUAUUUGUGACCCAACACCAUUUCGUGCAGUCUGCAUCACGCUUCACUGAGCAUAGACGUGAAAAUCCAUUAACACUUUUAUUGAUCAUGUACCCCAAAAGGGGUCGACAAAAUAUAGCAACCAAAAAAUGUUGCGUUUUUAAAGCGGUCCUGUGUAUUUGAAGCAUGAAAUCGAGCUUUAUACAUGAACACCAUCCACUGUUGUUAGACCCAACUAAGUAGCCUUGAGCUGUCUUUUUCUCAAAUGUGAAUUAUAGUAGAAUUUGGUUUAACACCAAUUUCAGGACUCACCUGAGGAGAGUAAUUUUUACCUGCCCUUAGCACUGUGAAUUGAUAUGAUAUCAGUAAGGUAAUAUCUUAAAUGGCUCCCAGUAAUCUAAGUUAGAGGAGCAAUUAAUCAUUCCUUAAAUUUAUUUUAUUUAGUUUAGUUUUGGGUGGGCUUUUUUUUUUUUCUUUUUUUUUCUUCUUCUGUUUUUUUAUGACAAGGUCUCCAGUUUGACCAAUUGAAAUUUUAAUUUGACUGCAGAUUUUAUGAAAUUCGCCAAAGUGCAAAAUACUGUUUUGUGGGGGGAUUUUUAUGUCUUAUUAUUAUUAGUUUAUUAAUUUAUUUUUAUUAUUACUUUUUUAUGGGGAGAGUGAUGGUGAAUUCGGGCUGAUUGCAAAACUAUUUUUCACUUUUCACGAUUAUAUGCUUUACAUGGAGGGUGUCUCUAUAUGUGUUGGAUUGUUGGGUUAUUUAGUUUUUUAAGGGUGUGUGUAUUACUUGUCUUGUUUUUGUUGUUGUUGUUUUUUACUUUUUUUCUUUUGGAGUUUUGUUUUAACAAUGAUUCUAUAUAACAGAUUCGCAGGUUGAUCAAUUGGGGUCGUGUCUGUUGCUUGAUAAAUGGCUCCAUCAGCCAAGACUGCUACACUGUUCCAAUAUUUUAUAUAUAUUUAAUGUUUUCGUUGUUUUUGGUUUUACCCAACAAUUGAUGUUGAAUGGCUCCUAACAUAGUAACUGUAAAACGUAUUGGACUUAUUUUAUUAGUUAUUAGUUCAUUCUCAACCAGUUAGUUAUGGAAUAGACACAAGGUUAAAUUAAAACAAAAAAACUUUACUUGUUUAAUAUUGUUAUUUUUGAGAGGUUUUGGUUUUUUGGUUUGCUGUUUAAUAAAACUAAUAUCUGACAUUGA
This is a messenger RNA of Gigantopelta aegis, 5130 nucleotides long. RefSeq names its product 5-hydroxytryptamine receptor 4-like. Bases 1016 to 2131 code for a protein of 371 amino acids. Gene Ontology annotation, cellular component: membrane; dendrite. Gene Ontology annotation, biological process: chemical synaptic transmission; G protein-coupled receptor signaling pathway, coupled to cyclic nucleotide second messenger. Gene Ontology annotation, molecular function: G protein-coupled serotonin receptor activity; neurotransmitter receptor activity. The record is from RefSeq and is a predicted model, not a curated record. The transcript is spliced from 3 exons. Lineage: Eukaryota; Metazoa; Mollusca; Gastropoda; Neomphalida; Peltospiridae.